AUGGUGCUAGGAAAGAGAAAGACGAAGACGAACCAAGUCAAACCAAGCUCAAAGAACAAAAAACCCAAAUCAGCCGAUGCUAGCCAAGCUAAACCGAAAAAGACGAAAGGGAAAACGAAACAAUUCAUUGAGAUCCCAGGCUUAAGCUCCAGUCGAUCGACAGAUUGCGAAGAGACUGGUGAUGAUACCAGGGCAAUCUCAGCCUUAGAUAUUGAAAGCUCAUCCGAUGACCAGGACUUGAUGGACGAAGAAGUCGAUCUGGGCGAAGAAGCGAUGAUCUUCUUGAAAGGAUUGGAUCAAAAGGGUAUAACUCGAUCAAGUAAAGAGCAAAAGCUUGAGAAUCGGAAAAAUCGACCCAAAGAUCCAUCAUCUUCCACCUCGAAAUCAUACAAGCUUCUACCAAAGAUCUCAAACCAAAACCUAGACGAGGAAGAUGAGAAUUUGGACGAUUUAGAUGAUGAUGAUCUUGCGCUCGGUAGCGGGGACGACGAUGAUAUCGAUUUGUUGAGUGAUAUGCCAAGCUCUGGUUCCGGGAAAUCUUUUUCUGAUUUUGAUGAUGAUUCGACAGACUUCGAUAGUGAGGAUGGAUACUACUCAACAGAUAACUCACUACUUGAAGAAGCUUACUAUGCCAAACGUAAUAAGCGAGCAUCAUCAGAGGGAUCCUCCGUCCUUGAACCAACUGAAUCAAAACUUCCGAUUCUACAUCCCGAUGGUAAAAUCCAACGGUUCCCCAAACCUCUACCAGCAGACAGUAGCCGGGUGGUCAAAAGCAAGUCAUCAGGCCAUUCGCAAGCGGAUCAACAAUCAGAAGAACAGCCUACCAAGUCGAAACGAACAAAACCUUCGGAUCCGUCUCUCGGCGCUCGCUUCGGCCGCAAACCAUUGUCAGAGAUCUUGUCAUCUGAUCUAAGUUUCCAAAAUCGAAUCCAAUGCGCCAAGCUUGAGAUCGCUGGACUUGCUCAAGAGGCAAUAUCGGAUCCCGAGAUGAGCUUGGGAUCCCUUAAGCGUAUCUUGGCCAUGUCUUGCCCUACGCUUAACCAGCCCCACGAAAAUCCUGAAAAUCGAAAUUUGAAGAUCGACAGUCCGAUACGAAUGAUGUCUAUUUUAAGCCUCCUCGCGAUUUUCCUAGACAUUAUUCCAGGUUAUCGAAUACGGCCAAUCACUGAAGCCGAGAAACAGGCCAAGGUCAGUCAAAUGGUCGCCCGACAACGAGAAUGGGAAGAAGGACUGGUCAGUAUCUAUCGACGCUACCUGGAAAUCUGUGAAAAGGAAGUCACCAAGAAUACACCCUUGUCAGCUUGCUGCCUCAAAUCACUCUGCACCCUUCUACAAUCCAAGACUCAUUUCAACUUCAGCCACAACAUCAUGCAUAUCAUCGUGCGCAAGCUUGGACAGAGGGAGUGGGAUGAGCUCUCGCUGGAAUGUGCUGAGACUAUCACCGCGGUUUUCAAGAAGGACGUCAAGGGUGAUGACAGUUUGCAGCUCGUAAAACUAAUUGUUAGGACAAUCAAGUCGCGGAAUUAUUCGGUCCACCCCGAAUUAUUACAAGUCAUACUUUCCUUGAGACUUAAGAACGAAUUGUCGUCGCACAUACGGGCGAGUAAUGACCGUGUUUACUCUACGAAAGACCAGUUAUCGACAAACCAACGAAGUGGCAAGUUACCUUGGAAAGAUAGGGCGGCUCAUCAGAAAUCCAAAUCAUCCGGGACUCAACAACCAGCAAUCAUAUCCAAAAAAGCGAGGAAGAUUAUGAAAGCUCGAGCAGGGAUCGAGGAAGAGAUCGCUGAGGCCGAAGAGACGGUGAAGGUUGAAGAGAAAGAAAGAAACCAAACCGAGACUCUCAAGAUGAUGUUUGGAUGCUACUUCAGAAUCAUCAAACUACCCUACCGAUCCGCUCUUCUACCUGUUGCGUUGGAGGGUUUUUCCCGUUUUGCUCAUCUUGUCAAUAUCGAUUUCUUUAGAGAUCUGCUUGAAGUCUUGCGGAAGCACAUUAAUGGGACCGCUUUUGACGAAUCGGAGCCAGAUCCGGCCGAUCUAAAAAACGAUGAGCAGCCCGUCCAUCAGAAGAAAUACAAUCGAAACGAAUACAGGGAUAAACUGCUAUGUAUUGUCACGGCUUUCGAAUUGCUCUCUGGUCAGGGAGAGGCGCUUAAUCUAGAUCUAACCGACAUCAUCAACAGUUUCUACGGUUUACUCCUGGAUAUCAGCACUCUCAUCAAGCUCGAGGAAGACGAUGAAGGGAGGGAUCGAAAAGAAAACAGAGAAAGAAAGACAAAGGACACAAAUCACGAAGCCAAGUCGAGCGAUCGAAACCUGAGGAGUUCGACGAGUGAGAUGGUGAUUAAGGUUCUCGACUUGAUCUUCUUCAACCGCUCGGACCCGCCGACGCCAAACCGAGCGAUCCUCUUCACGAAGCGACUGCUGACGAUUAGCCUGACCUGCUCGGAUCCCCAGCUGACUCUCAAGUUGCUUAAGUUCCUCUCCAAACUCACAACCCGUCAGCCAGUGAUCAAGAACCUCUUCAAGAUCUGCCCUGCCACCGACCACGCCCGGCGUGACCCUCUCGAGGAGGAAGAGCUUGAAUCUUCCAUCGACCAGCUCGGCUGGGAACUCUUCCUGCUCCGAAAUCAUUGGGACCAUCGGGUCCAAAUUUCGGUUCGCAAUUUAAUCCAAUCAUAA
Puccinia triticina is the source of this 2682-nucleotide messenger RNA. RefSeq lists its product as uncharacterized. The record is from RefSeq and is a predicted model, not a curated record. Gene Ontology annotation, cellular component: nucleolus. Gene Ontology annotation, molecular function: chromatin binding. The coding region runs from base 1 to 2682 and encodes 893 amino acids. Gene Ontology annotation, biological process: DNA replication initiation. NCBI's taxonomy places the organism in Eukaryota, Fungi, Basidiomycota, Pucciniomycetes, Pucciniales, Pucciniaceae. The transcript has 4 exons.